AUGCCAUACAACGGGGUGGACGACACCUCCGAAGGCCAGCCCUUCUUUCUUAGAAGUACCGAAGACUAUCGAGAAUCUUUGAAGAGUGUCCACAGAGCAGACUUUGGAUUGAGUGGAGAAGGACAUUCGUGGGCCGUCCAGACUGUAGUCCAAAAACAGAUCAACAUCUAGAAUGGCAACUGCAAGCACCUCUGGACAAAGCCCCUUUGGGCUGGGAAGGAAGAAGAGGGAUCCUGGUCUCCUGGAUCAAAUUGGCAGGUUCUUUGGUGGAGACAAAAAGAGAAAGGGAAAGGGUUCAUUUCGUGGUCAUCUGUCCUCCUCUCCACAGAGACCCCAGCAAUCUUCCACCCGUCGUCGUGGAGAUGUCAACCCUGUGGUGCAUUUCUUCAGGAGCUUCGUGUCCUCUCCUCGUCCCAAGUCAAGGUGGAGAGAACUAUUGGGCCUGGCUUCCUCAUCACCGCGUCGCUCUGAGAGCAUUAGAUCCCCCCACAGACGCAGAAGGGAACAGAAUACACUCUCCAGAAUCUUCAACUUGGGAGAAAGUCGAUCUCGCUCUCCACCCAAACGCUGGAGCACCAUCUUCUGAGCCCUUCUCUGACCAGGAAAACACCGAGAUGGAAUAGAGUGAAACUGAUAGAGUGGAAAAUGCAAGAAGGAGGAUCUCUGCCCUACAGAUUCACAAGUCGCUGCGAGUUUAACGGACUAACAUUGCCCAUCUUCGCUUCCUAGGUAGAGAUACAAUCCAAGCAUGUGUUGACUGUAUAUGUGUAAAACUGCUGCAAUAUCUGUCAAUGGUCAGGUGAUGCAAUAGAAAGUUUUUUUCAAACGUCUCCCUUCUAAAUUCAGUAGAAGUGGCCAAUCUGAAAAUGUUCUAAGAGUGCAAGGGAUCAGAAGUCCUAAGCAAUGCAGAUUAACCCACUGGUUUCAAUGAUUUUAGUCUUAUUUGACAGAACUAGGUAAAUUUCUCUUUGACAGUGUUACAAUAAAACAGACUUUCCCCAAAUGUUUGAACCUUUAAACAUAAAAGUGAGUUUAAAGCAGGAGAUAAUUGCAGUGAAACCCAUUAUUCUGUAAUUCUGAAAUGUAUCUUUUUGGCCUUCUUGUCUUAGAUGUAGAUAAUGUUUUUGUUACACAAUGAGUUGCUUGUGUGAUAUUCAGCUUUUGAUGUGUGACAUUAGUCCUUCUGCUAUGGUGAAAAAGUAUUUUCAUGGUUUUGUUAAGAUCAGUGUUUAGCCUCAGUUAUGUGCAGUGUAUUUGUGGAUGUUUGUGUUUAUUGUUGUCCUUGUGCUGUGUUAUAUAUCUGUUUUUCCUUUGAAUCAAGAACUCUGUAUAUAGAAUUCUUUAUUGUGUUUUGAGCAACAUAAAAAUUAUGACCUGUUAACACUCUGUAUACAUUUACCUAAUAUUACAUUUUAAUUAUUUGAGAAAUUAUUUAGCUUUUAAAUAGGAACACACCUUAAAACCAUUAAACAAUGACUAAAAACAAUAUUUUGUGGAUAAGAAAAUAGAUUUUAAGCACUUAUCAAGCUUAUAUUUUAUGCCCUCAGUUGUUGCACUACAUAACAUAUUAUGAGUUAAAACGGCUCGUAAAUAUUGUCUGUGUCAUUAGAAAUGCAUUUUUUAAUGUUAUUUUGGAAAGAUCUUGUGCAAUUACCCAGGGAUAGGAUUAAUAUUUAAAUAACAGACAUGCAUAAAUCAAGGACAAAGAGUCACUGGGAGCUUAAAGGGUACAAAACCGACGAAAAGGUAGGGAAAACUGAAAGUGCAAGAGGGAAAAUGUGAGAAAAGAGAAACAAGGAAAGAAUUUUGAAAGAGUAAGGUGAAGUUUAUUCAGCUGAUUUUUAUGGUAUGUUAUUCUGUGGUGUUUCUCACCUGUGUUAAUAAUGUUCAUUGUUUCAUGUCUCAUAGACUAUUCCUGUAUGCACUGUUCAAGAAAUAGUGCUGAAUAAACAUUAGAUCAAACAUUCUAUCUGUCAGCGCUGGAUUUGUCUCAAAUAUGGUGCUACACUUUAUAUUAAGCAUGGGAUAUUCUGAAGUGGCCAGGUGGUCUGAUGUAAUAUCUUUAACUCUUCCUUGAUUUAUAAAGUAACGUUAAAUAAAGGUUCAGACAUGUA
This is a messenger RNA of Myxocyprinus asiaticus (Chinese sucker), 2114 nucleotides long. Its product is annotated as myelin basic protein-like. The record is from RefSeq and is a predicted model, not a curated record. The transcript is spliced from 6 exons. The coding region runs from base 173 to 586 and encodes 137 amino acids. Gene Ontology annotation, molecular function: structural constituent of myelin sheath. Lineage: Eukaryota; Metazoa; Chordata; Actinopteri; Cypriniformes; Catostomidae.